CAGGUGUUUGUCCCUCAGGGACAGGUGACAGUGACCAAUCCCAGGUGUUUGUCCCUCAGGGACAGGUGACAGUGACCAAUCCCAGGUGUUUGUCCCUCAGGGACAGGUGACAGUGACCAAUCCCAGGUGUUUGUCCCUCAGGGACAGGUGACAGUGACCAAUCCCAGGUGUUUGUCCCUCAGGGACAGGUGACAGUGACCAAUCCCAGGUGUUUGUCCCUCAGGGACAGGUGACAGUGACCAAUCCCAGGUGUUUGUCCCUCAGGGACAGGUGACAGUGACCAAUCCCAGGUGUUUGUCCCUCAGGGACAGGUGACAGUGACCAAUCCCAGGUGUUUGUCCCUCAGGGACAGGUGACAGUGACCAAUCCCAGGUGUUUGUCCCUCAGGGACAGGUGACAGUGACCAAUCCCAGGUGUUUGUCCCUCAGGGACAGGUGACAGUGACCAAUCCCAGGUGUUUGUCCCUCAGGGACAGGUGACAGUGACCAAUCCCAGGUGUUUGUCCCUCAGGGACAGGUGACAGUGACCAAUCCCAGGUGUUUGUCCCUCAGGGACAGGUGACAGUGACCAAUCCCAGCUGUUUGUCCCUCAGGGCAGGUGACACUAGCGCUGACCCGCCCUGUUUGUCCCUCAGGGAAGGUGGCGGUGGCCGUGUCCUGCCGCGAGCCCUACCUGUGCGCCCAGUGCCACACGGACUUCACGUGCCGCUGGCGGGAGGAGAAGAACGGCACCAUCAUGUGCGAGACCUGCAUGGCCUCCAACCAGAAGAAGGCCCUGAAGGCCGAGCACACGAACCGGCUCAAGGCCGCCUUCGUCAAGGCCCUGCAGCAGGAGCAGGAGAUCGAGCAGAGGAUCCUGCAGCAAACGGCCCCGCCCGGGCAGCCCAAGGCCGAGCCCGUGGGGCAGCACCACGCGCUCAAGCAGAGUUCCAGCCAGAUGUCCCGAGGUGCUUCCCGAGGGAGGCAUUCCAGAAUUCCAGAGAUCUCAAAUCCUGAUUUUUGGUCCAAAACCUUCACGUUAUCGGGUGGGGCCCUGCCCUUCGUCAGCCCCGCUCUGGCCGUGCACAAAUCUCAAUAA
Molecule: messenger RNA, 1077 nt
Organism: Ficedula albicollis (Collared flycatcher)
Lineage: Eukaryota; Metazoa; Chordata; Aves; Passeriformes; Muscicapidae
Product: transcriptional repressor p66-alpha-like
Exons: 5
Coding region: 736-1077 (113 amino acids)
Biological process (GO): negative regulation of transcription by RNA polymerase II
Cellular component (GO): NuRD complex
Source: RefSeq, a predicted model, not a curated record